This is a messenger RNA of Leptosia nina, 1305 nucleotides long. The record is from the annotation of a GenBank genome assembly. NCBI's taxonomy places the organism in Eukaryota, Metazoa, Arthropoda, Insecta, Lepidoptera, Pieridae.
AUGCCGAAGAAACCACCAAAGAAUGCAUUCUACUUCUUCAUGUUAGAUUUUAAAGAAGAACAAAGAAAGAAGGGAAACAUGUUGAAAAAUAUGGCUGAGGUUGUCGAGGUUGCAGGCCCAAUAUGGAAGGACGCACCUCCCUCAAUGCGUGCCAAGUAUGAAGCUCGUGCUAAAGAGGAGAAAAACAAAUCUAACAUACCAACUAAGAAAUUCACUUCUACUGGAAUGUCCAUAGCAGAAGUGGACAUGAUUGAACAAGAGAAACGGGAAAUGGAGGAACGCGAAUUGAAUGACAUACAGAACUUUGUUAAUGUAAAUUCUGUUACAAAGAGUAUACGUAACAGGGACAUAUACAUCAUAGAUGUAAAUUACUAUUGCAAAGUUAGAAACAGAUAUGUGAUUGGAGAGAGCACAAUUCUGCGAUUCAGCUUGGCAGAUGGAAUCAAAGAUUUAUAUCACGAGAUGAUUAAUCCAGGGCGCAUUGAACGGGGCUAUGCAUAUGAUGUCAAAAUGGGAAGUAAGGAGUUUGGCCUCGAGAUGCCCGAUGAAGAUUCUACUCCAAGCAAUUAUAUGCAGAUUUUGGCAAACGUCAUCGAUUACUUGAAGCGGAGUGACCCCAGUGCUAAGGUGCUGCCACCUAUCUUCACAAUGCCAGAGAAAGUGGCACCGGUGCAAGACUUCAUUUAUGAAAUGUGCAGCCGAGCUUCUGAAGAUGAGAUGUUAUUCCGCGUGUACAAGAUAGACACACUCUUCUAUUACCUGAAGAACGCAAUAAGUGUUCAGCCAACCGAUUUGUUCCCCAAGGAAUCGCUGCCUUUAGUGCAGCUAAAGAAGGACCCUUUUAAAUAUUCACCGGGGAUUGGUUGUGAUCACCACAAUAAGAUAGAUCUGACGACAGAAUGUACUAUGUCGCGUGCGCAGCGUCUCGCGUUCACCAUAAUGGACUCGUGCUGCCCAGUAUUGGGCGUGGACAUGGAGGCCGGGAAGCAUUUGCCGCCCGACUUUGAUGUUGAACAAAUAAUAGAAACUCAAGUUCAAAGGAGGAAAGAGGUCAGUUCUUCGAUUGCCGCUUUAACGAAACAAACAAUGAACAUAAGUUUUGACUUGGCGAACUCAUCUAGCGAAAGCGUGCUUUCGGAGAAUAGACACGUACCACUGCGAAUGCCCAAAAGAACUGGUGGCCCUCGGGUGGAGAUCGCUCCAGAGUUAUCAGAGAUCGAGUUUCCCAGUCUAGCGCUGGCUGGACGAGGUCGCGGUAUGGGAUCGUCUCGCAGUCUCAGAGGCAGCCAAAGUAAGUUUCAGUAA